This is a messenger RNA of Cyanistes caeruleus (blue tit), 1788 nucleotides long. NCBI's taxonomy places the organism in Eukaryota, Metazoa, Chordata, Aves, Passeriformes, Paridae. The record is from RefSeq and is a predicted model, not a curated record.
AUCCCGGUUAUCCCGGUUUAUCCUCACUCACUUCCUGCUCCGCCGGCUGCUGUCAACACCCCGCGCUUUACAGCACGGCCGACGCAAAAGCCGCUGUCGCAAAAACCUCUGCGGUUGCGUCUCGCUUGGCGGCGCGGGAGAACUACAACUCCCGGCGUGCCCCGCGGGCAGGGAAAAGGCGGGAAAAACGUAACACCAGGAUGGGGAAGCGUAGGACCCACACACUCCCAGGCGACAGGAAAUUCCACGCUCCCAAAGCCAAGCGGAUCCUUCAGGAAGCUCCAGGAGCUUCAGCCAGCUCAGCCGUGCCCGUUCCUUCCCAGAGCAGCGAUCCCGAUGGAGAUCCUGCCAAGGUGGAGUCCCAGGCGAGUCUGGAUCCCCUCAGAUCCAAUCCUUUGGAAUUUGCUGGGUCCAACGGCAGGAACAAGGUGGAUCCAGAGGGAAUCCCUGUGGGAGAGCACGGAGCCGGAUCCCUGCAGGAAGGAAGAGACAAGAUUGGAGGCGACAGAGCACUAGGAUCACCCAAACAGAGCAUUUCCAAUGGGAUGGAAGAGAAUCUUCUGGAAUUGCCCCAGCCGGGAAUUUUGGAAGCAAAUGGGACAGGAGAGGAUGAGCUGGAGUCACCAAAACCAGGAAUUCUGGAUGGGGCAGGAGAGAAUUGUCCAGAAUCACCAAAAGCAGCAAUUUUGGAGGUGGAUGGGGCAGGAGAGGAGCCCCCAGAGUCAGGGAAACAUAUAAUUUUGGAUGGAAUGGGUCAGAAUCAUCUGGAAUCGUCUCAGCUGGGGAUCUUGGAGGGGAAUGGAGCAGGAGAGGAGCAGCUGGAGUCACCCCAGAUGAGAAUUCCAGAGGCAGAUGGGGCAGGAAAAGAGCAGCUGGAGUCACUGAAGCUGGUAAUUUUGGAUGGAACAGGAGAGGAUCAGCUGGAAUCACCAAAACCAGGAAUUUCAGAGGUGGAUGGGGCAGCAGAGGAGCAGCUGGAAACACCAACACACGCCAUUUCGGAUGGGGCAGCAGAGGAGCAUCCAGAGUCAGUGAAACCAGGAAUUUCAGACGCAGAUGGGGCAAGAGAGGAGCAGCCAGAGCCACUGAAACAGGGAAUUUGGGAUGGGGCAGGAGAGAAUCAGCUGGAGCCACCAAAACCAGGGGAUUGUGGAGCAGAGGGAUCCAGCCCCGAGGACACGGAGACCGGCACAGCCCCUGCGGAGAGUUCAGAGGUGCCGGACGCAGCGGGAGGGGGGGAAGGUGCCCUGGAGGAGGGAGGUGGCACUGGGAUUGCCCUGAGCAUGGACACAGGGUCCCCAGAUGGUCCCAGAGAUCCCCAGAGCGAUGGAGGGGACACAGAGAGCCGGAAUUCCCAGAGCGGGAAUCCCAGGAUGGCAACACCAGGACGAGAUCCAGCAGCCAGCAGCACCGAGCCCCAGGAACACCGGGAAGGAACCAGCCCAGAGCUCCCAGCAGAGGAGCCAUUCCCGGGUGCCACAGGGCAGCAGCCCUGGGACACCACUGGAUCCACAGGGAACAGCCCGGUGCAGCCACGGGAAAGCAGAGCCGCGGAGCCGGCAGACGCGAGCGACGUCAUCCGCGGGCUGAUCCGGGAACUCUCCAACCUCAACCGCCUGGCCAUGGGUGCCCACCGGGGACUGGAGCUGCUCCGGAGGCCAAAGCCACGGCGGGGCCGGAGGCCAGUGCCCAGCGGAAGCCGCUGGAAAGAGGGGUAGGGGCGUCAGGAACUGUUGUAGAACAGCAAUUUAUUGAUGGAAACAGUGGGAAUAAACCACCCUUCAUCUG